AUGGUAGUUGUCGAAGAUAUUCAGAAUAUUACCUUUUCUCGUGAAUUUCCUCCAGGAAACCGACUUGUAAUUUCAUUCUCAUGUUCAAUUACAACUCAUUCUAUACUCUUUCCAUUUCAACCACUUGCUGAUUUCUGGCUUUUUAGACAGCUUAUCUUCAAACAGUUAAACAAAAUAUCGAACUGUUAUAAUAAAAAUUGCUUUCUAUGUGGAAGUAACAGACUUGGUUUUCUGGCAAAGUAUCUAUUCACGCAUAUGAAAUCUGUAAUGAAACCCCAUUUUAAUAUCAAGAAAGUUUAUAAAUAUUUGAAAAAAACUCACGCUUAUGGAUGUAAUAAAUCAAUCCCCGGCAAGACUCGUGAAAUUUUACAUAGACGGGUUUCUGCUGCUGUUCGUGAUUGUAUUCAAAGUAAAAAACCUUGCACUUCAGGGGUUCCUUGUUAUCAGUUCGGAAAACGUUGCACUUCUGGCGUUCCUGAUGUUCCUUGCAAUCAGUCUACUGGAGAGAAGGUAUCUUAUAUUUUUCCCGAUUUCCAUCCGCGUUUCAAGCAAUCAGAUAACUUCGUGAACUAUAGUCCCGAAACCUUUAAAUACUAUGAAACAAAACUCCGUGUAAAAAGGGAUGAAUGUAAAAAUAACAGGACGGAAAGCGUUCAGUUUGAGAAUACCAACGCAGAAGACGUUGAAAUUAUUGAAGCAGAAAAGAAUGGUCAGUUUGAGAAUAACAACUUAGAAAACGUUGAAAUUAUUGACGCAGAAGAUGAUCAGUUUGAGAUUGCCAACGCAGAAUACAUUGAAAUUAUUGAAGCAGAAAAUAUUUACCCUGUUCAUUAUAAAGAAUUCUUAGCACAAAUGAGUAAGUUGAAUUGUCUUAUGCAUCAAGAUAUUUCCUUGUUGGACCAAGAUAAACACGAUAAGGAUCAAAGACCGGAUCCAAAAGAUGAAAAGGAAAAAUAG
Cetraspora pellucida is the source of this 957-nucleotide messenger RNA. The record is from the annotation of a GenBank genome assembly. Lineage: Eukaryota; Fungi; Glomeromycota; Glomeromycetes; Diversisporales; Gigasporaceae.